CAUCAGUCAGUUGAUUACUAAAUCCAACAGUGAACGGACGCAUUUGGAAAAUUCUAGUUUCGUGAUUAUUUCUCAGCAAUUUUAAUUUCUAAAUGGCUAACUUACCGAAAAAAACCAACUUGGGCAAACGUCGUCGUCGUUCACACGAUGAUGUCCACGAUGAUGAUGUUCGUGCUCAGAUGGGAUCCGCAAAGCGUAAGCAUCGCGAUACCACCGAUAUGCUGCUGGAGGAUAUACACAAUCGCUUGGACAAACUGGGCAGCCAACGAGGACAAACGGUGGAGCCGAGUUUGGAUAAGCUGGCCACAUUUUUGAUUGACAAGAUGGACAAGAAUAAAAAGGAUAUAUUUGGUAUUCUUAUGAAAUCCCUACAGCAUCAUCCAAUGCAGUCUGCUGCCUAUGCCACCCUGGUGGGCCUCAUCAAUGUUGAACGGUUUGAAUUUGGUGGCGAAGCUUUGCAAUUCACCGUCCUCCAUCUGUUGGAGCAGAUGCGCACAGGCGACUGGGAGACAACGCGUAGUCUUCUAUGGCUCCUUGCCGGCAUGGUGAAUGUCAAUGUGAUCACAGCUGGCUCAUUUUUGCAAUUUCUCAACUUCCUGAUGAAACCAUGCAUUAUGGUUAAAAAGGAAGAAUCGCUGAACAUUAAACGAGAACUGCUCGAUGAGCGUGAAAUGACAGAGCUAACGUCAAAGCAACAAUCUGACACUGGCCUUCAAAGACGUCACGACUGGCUGGUCUACACAGUCCUCAGUUGUCUGCCACUGGUGGGACACGAACUCAACGAGAAGAAGGAGUCGGCCUUCAAUGCUCUCCUUGAUGCCAUUCAAUUGUAUGUGAAUAAAACGACCCAACGGCGUAAUCUUUGCGCACCUUUUCUUCGCGUUUGGAAUUCUGGAGAUCCCCUGCAAGUGGAGUGCUUGGAUGUCCUGUGGCAGCAAAUCCAUCACCUCCAUAACGAUGGAUGGAUGGAUAAGUAUCAAUUGUUACAACGUCCCUUCAUCGCAUUCGAUAGUCGCCUUAGCGAAGCUUUGAAUCACAAGUUGCCACAAUUCGAAACACCAGAUCCGAUUCCUGUAUGCGAUUCCACUACGCCAUCGCCAUUAUCAUCCUGGAUGGUAUUCCGUAUAUUUGAUUUUCAAGAGACUGGACUAAAUGAUGAAGCCCAAUAUUUGCCAGACGCUUUUAGCAUUGAACGUCAUCUGAUCGAUGGUGAACUGAAUGAAAUUUUCAAAUUACAUCAUUUGAAUGCCAAAAAAUGCGCCCAUUUAUUGAUUGAAUUUGCCCAAUCCAAGCCAGAUAUUGCCAUAAGGCAUUGCAUUGUGGAAUGCCUUUUGGGUAAAAUGUUACAAUUGCCAUUGGAUCAAAUGGAUCAGAAAGUAAUGACCAUCAAUUGUGGUGCCAUUCUGAUUGAGUUAUCCAAACUUCAGCCAAAUAUAAUGCCCGGCAUUAUUCGAGAAUCGGUGGAUAUAUUUUAUCGCAAAAUGCCAACGAUGAAUGUUAUGUGUUUUGAUCGAUUUGUCAAUUGGUUUUCGCAUUAUUUAAGCAAUUUUCGUUACGAAUGGAAUUGGCAUGAAUGGAAUAUCAAUUCGAUAUUGCCACCAAAUUGUCUAAAUGAGAACACUCAAAGGCAUCCAACUAUUAUCUUUGUACGGGAACUUAUCAAAAAGUUAUUACGUUUGUCCUAUUACGAGAGAAUUGAACAAGUAUUACCCGAACAAAUGAUUCAAUUCAUGGGAGUUGCUCCGUUACCAAAAUUUAAAUAUAUGAAUAAAAUGUUAAGUGGAUCUACAUUGGCCAACGAUUUGCUAAUUGCCUUACGUCAUAAAAGUUCACCUAGUAUAGUUGUCCACAUAUUGGAAACAAACAAAUCUGUAGGUGAUCUAUGCAAAAUUGAUGUCCUAAUGCAAUGUAUUGCCCAUUUGGGUUGCAAGUCGUUUACCCAUGUCUUUUUACUAUUUUCGAAAUAUUUAUCAGAACUUAAGUAUUUGGCAUCAUCCGAGAAUGCUCAACAUGCAAUGCUUAAUGCCAUUUAUGAAAUCUGGAUCCAUAAUGAUCAAUUGAAACUAGUUUUGACCGAGAAAUUACUUCGCUUGGGUAUAAUCGAUGCAAAAUACAUUAUCUCCUGGUUCUUUGCUCCUGCCCAGAAGAAUGAAUUGACAAAAAUCUAUGUUUGGGAGCUAAUCCAUGUUACGAUGCGCUUUAUCAAAUCACCACCCACCAACAACGCAAAGACCACUGCAACCUCUGCCAUGGCCAUCAUGGAUAUAGAUAUGGAUGUGGAUACGGAGAAAACUUUGCGUUUUCUUCUUUUGGAUGUUGUGCAAAGAUUUUUCAAAAUUCUAUCAUUGCACCAGCAAACCAGGCGCUUUGCCACUAAUGAGACUGGAGGGCGAGAGCAGCUGGUGCCGGAUUAUUGGCAUGACUGGGUAAUGGGUCGCUUUCAGGAAUUUCUUUUUAUAUAUCUUUUGGAUUUUCGUAAGCUACGCGAUAAUCUCAAGAACAUUGCCGAGAAGGCGGAGGAAUGUCAUAGUUUUGCGAAAGUAAUACACACUUUUAUAUCAUUUAAUACAUAAAACAAAACGAUAUUUACUUAUCAAGUUGACCAAUUGGAUCAAAUAAAUUCAUCUAAAAUAUA
Molecule: messenger RNA, 2635 nt
Organism: Drosophila willistoni
Lineage: Eukaryota; Metazoa; Arthropoda; Insecta; Diptera; Drosophilidae
Product: nuclear cap-binding protein subunit 1-like
Exons: 3
Coding region: 93-2573 (826 amino acids)
Biological process (GO): nuclear-transcribed mRNA catabolic process, nonsense-mediated decay; mRNA export from nucleus
Cellular component (GO): nuclear cap binding complex; nucleus
Molecular function (GO): protein binding; RNA cap binding; mRNA binding
Source: RefSeq, a predicted model, not a curated record